Kluyveromyces lactis is the source of this 1326-nucleotide messenger RNA. It is a transcript of the gene IOC4, whose product is annotated as Ioc4p. Gene Ontology annotation, molecular function: transcription coregulator activity; double-stranded DNA binding. Gene Ontology annotation, cellular component: nucleus. The transcript has a single exon. The record is from RefSeq and is a predicted model, not a curated record. Bases 1 to 1326 code for a protein of 441 amino acids. Gene Ontology annotation, biological process: regulation of transcription by RNA polymerase II. Lineage: Eukaryota; Fungi; Ascomycota; Saccharomycetes; Saccharomycetales; Saccharomycetaceae.
AUGGUGUCAAAAAUGUUGCAACCUACGGAUAUUGUAAUUGCAAAAGUAAAAGGUUAUCCACCAUGGCCAGCGAUGGUUAUACCGUUUGAGAUAAUACCUCAGCAAAUUCUUACGAAAAAUAGAUCCAAGCUUCCAGAUGAAUCAGACCAAGAUUCAGAUAGUGCUGAGAAUAUUGAAUAUUCACCUGUGCUUACUUUUAAGAAAUUUACUCGUGAGUUAACCAAUUAUUGCGUGAAGUUUUUUCAUGAUGAUUCCUACAUUUGGUUAAACCCACGUAAUUUGCAUGAGUUGACACUACCACAGAUCGAGGCUUUCUUAUCUAAAGUUAACAGUAAGACUUCGAAAAAUUUGGUCCAUGCCUAUGAAAUGGCUAAACAAGGUUUGACUACCGGUAUUGACGUGUGGGAGUUUGUGGAGUAUGGAUCCAGUGGGAAACCAGAUGAUGAUGACUACACAGAAGGCGAAAAUGACGAAGACGAAGAUGAUUACGUGGAAAAUGUUGACUCUGAGGGAAGUUCGAAGAGGAGACCAACUCGAAGCAGUUCUAGGACGAAGGCAAAGAAGCCGAAACCAGCCCCAAGAAGGUCAACAAGAUCUAAUACGAAAACAACAGAUGAUGAUAAAAAUAAGGAUAAACAUAGAGACACAGAUAUUAUUGAUGAGAGUGACAUCUCGGAAGACCUGGAUGAAGAAAGCCCCUCAGUACCAAAGUCAAGGUCAAAGGUCACAACCAAAGGUAAGGCCAAAGCUGCAACGAAAAAAAGUACUAAAGCUGUCCUACCAAAAGCAAAAACUAAGCCAGUUAUAUAUCAUUACGAAGAUGAUGUCGAUUGGAAGAUUGUGGGGUUAGGGCCCCAGGACUUAGAAUUAGAUUCCCACCCACCUUUUGCGACAAAGCUAAUUACCAAAAAAAAUCUUGAGAUCCAUAAUGAUUUGAAAUUAGAGUUGAAAGACAGAUUGUCUGCUGCUAACAAAAUGCUUAUAGAAUAUAUUUUGGAUAAAAACGAUGAUCCAGACUUAAUUCAUUUAAUUUCGGAUGAACUAGCCAUGUGUCUCUCUUUGAAAGGAAAGCAUAACGAAUUAUGGACAAUGUUUUUAUCAAAUCCAGAGUUCCUAUUAAACUAUCGGGUUCUUCUCAAUUUGAAAAAGCAAGCUCUUCAAGAAUCAAAUGUUUUGGGUAAGUUUUUGGAAGCAUACGAAGAAAUUUUUGAUCAUCCAUUCCAAUUUGAUACUUCAUCAUGGUCUUCAGAUGCACAGAUAAUCAAACCAGAGCCUGAUAAAAAUGAGCCCAAUCCAGAGUCACCCCAAGUCACUGCAGCUGGGUAG